Pocillopora meandrina is the source of this 6237-nucleotide messenger RNA. The record is from the annotation of a GenBank genome assembly. Lineage: Eukaryota; Metazoa; Cnidaria; Anthozoa; Scleractinia; Pocilloporidae.
GUGCAAUUUUCAAGAAGAAAGCAUGGCGGACGAUAACGGGUAAAGUUGAUGUAAUUCAGCCAGGACAGUUUUUUGUCGACAAUGUCGGAAUUCGCGCAAAUAUCACGCUUUAAAGAAGAAAAUAAAAGGGUAAGGACAGAAUUAUAGACUGAAAAAGAUAGAUAAUGCGUUCAUUUUAAAUAAUUUUUCGAACUAUCAUUUUAGGCUUUGCUGGAACGCCAACAACGGCUGCUCACGUGGUAUGGAAUUUACAAGACACUUUCCUUAUUCGGGACUCUUUUCACUGGUUUGACUUCUUCUACGCGAUUUUGUGAAUAUAUGUAUCAGGGUUGUGAUCAAUUUUUUUUUUAUAUGUCAUGCAGUGAGAGAUUUAAGGAAGACUAUGAAAAACUUGAGGCUCUAUUGCAGACUCUUCCAAACAAAACAUCCCACGAGGUUAUGGUGAGUUUUGGUCGUGGGAGGGGAGGAAGCGUUUGAAUAUCGUAGUAAAGUUUUAAAUUCUUUGAAACCACGGGAACAAGGAUCUCUAGUCCAUUAAGUACACACCUCAUUGACUUGCACUCAUACCUGUACCUCAAGCAAAAUUUAUAGAAACCCGAAGAAGCACUCUAUAUUUAACAAGGUAAUUUGGUAUUAUCAACUAAAUUAAUAACAUAGAUUGGCUAUGGUUAAGAGUGUCAAAGCUGACUUUUUGAGCGUUAGCCCCAUGUCUUUUGCUCUGAUAAAGGGCUAAUGCUUGAAACAUCAGCUUUGAAAAUCUUUACAGUUGCCAGUUUAUGUUAUCAACUCAGUUGAUGAAACAAAAUUACCUUGUUAUACUCUCCCAUCGACACAGCACAACAGUCUUUUUAUGAACUUACCCCCUUUUUUACUUUAUUUUUUGGUUUGCUCAUGCUUUUCAGAGUGUAUGAAUUAGGCUAUUCAUAGAAGAGACAUUCAUUUUCUCAGUAGCUCUUAGGCUUCUAAGGGUAUUGAUGGGGUUAAUGCAUGCAAGUCCUGAGGUUACAUUUACUCUGACAACAGAAUGUUAGGUGAAAAUGAUAUAGACUAUGAUGAAUUUUAAAAAAUAAUAAUUUUGUCAUCAGGUUCCAUUUGGAUCUGUGGCUUUUAUGCCAGGAAGACUUAUUCACACUAAUGAGAUUAUGGUGCUUCUUGGAGACAAUUGGUUUGCUGAGCGUUCGGCUAGUCAAGCUCUUGAAAUGGUGGAGAGACGAAAAAAAUGUACUGUCUUUAACUUCAUGUACAUGGUAAUGUUUUGUGAUGACAGAGGACUCGUAGAAAAUUGCAUUUUGUCAGUCUUGCUUUUUAUUUGGUCUGUAUGUGAGCUGGGAUGUUGCGUGGAUAGGUAUAUACUGUAUUUCUCUUUAAACCCUUAAACUUCCAGAAGUGAUUCACAUGCAACUUCUCCCUACAAUAUCCAUACAAUAUCCAGCAAGCAAGUAAUGAGAAUACUCAAACUGAUCUAACACCAAACUUGAUCUAACACCAAAUUCUUGUAACUAAUUUAUAUGGAAAUGUCUAGCAGCUAGAGGGGAGAAUUAACAAACAGAUCUGGUGAGUUAAAAGGUUAAUGAUUUUGUGGUGCAUUGGGAGUUGUAAAGGACUUGGUGCUUUAAGGUCUUUAUGGUUUGAUGAUGACUUUGUAAGGAUUUAGCCAACAGAAGGUUUUGCACCUAAUGAUGUUUGGUCUGAUGAACUGAAAACCAUUCAACUUUAUUGCUCAACUGAAAAGUGUCAUUUUCUUAUAUGGUUACAUAAAGAUACAUAAAUGUGCCAUCCAAGUGUGUUUUUAGUUCACAGUAUAAGUGAAACCACUUUAUACGCUUAACCCUUUAACUCCAGGAGUGACCAAGACAGAAUUUCUCCCUACAAUAUUAAUACAAUAUGAAUCAGGCAAGGAAUGAGAAUAAAGAAAAAUAUCAAUUAAGUGACUAUAUGUUAAUCCAAAUCCAAAUUCUCCAAAGUAACAUCAUAAGUAUUAUAUAACAGACAGUAAAGCGAUUUUCUAAUGAGAUCAUGGGUUAAAAUUUCAUAUUAUUUUUUUUUUCACUGGUCUAUCUCAGAAGGAGAACAACACCACAUUGUUUUGUUUCUUCUUCUGGUAUAUUUGUAUCAGUUUGUUUAGAUCAAGACCAAAUUAUGCCAUGCAACUCCUAGAGGCUUCACUCGCAUGUAUUUACGAUGAUCUUUCCUUUGUUAGAUCUGGAGAAAAAUAUUGCUGGGAUUAAGGAAGACUUGAAGAAUUUUGAAUCAGCAGUAAACUUUGCCUCAGAAAUUCAGUCUAUUGCAGAGGUAAAGUGCAAUAAUUUAUGCACUUAAAAAUUACAUUGAGAUGUUAUUUUAUUGAGUAAAUAUUAAGAUGCAGUGCUAAUUCAGUGGAACUUGGAUAUGGUAAAGUCUUUGUGGGAAAAUACAUGUUUAUUGCAUACAGGUAGGUUGCAUAAUUUAAUGAUGACAAAUAUUUCCAUGCUUAUCCUGAAAUUCAGUGUUGAACUGUUCACAUUCUGAAAAUUAUGCAACAUUAAUAUUUGCUGUUUUGCUCAGAUAGCCAUUCAUCUCUGUGAAUAAACAAUAAAAAUAAAUAAGUCUGACGAAAUUGUGCUAGAAAUGCAUGAAAUUUUUCCUUUCACUUAUUAUGGUUUCUUAGGAAAAUGCAGAUGUAAGAGAAAUCAAAGAAGAGCUUUCAUCACAAGAGGAGGAGAGAUUUUCAAGUGAGAUUUUUUUCUUUUUUUUUUCUCAAGAAACUUCUAUAUUCAUUUUUAAACUUAACCCUUGAACUCUCAAUGUGAUUGUUAACCCUUUAACUUCCACUAUCUCAUUAGUAAUUCUCCUUACUUUCUGCUAUACAGUUCUUGUGAUGUUAGUUUGGAGAAUUUGAUAUUGGAUCAACUUAUAAUCCCCUAAUUGAUAUUUUUAUUAAUUUAUUCUCAUCACUUGUCUGCACAAUAUUGUGUUGAUAUUGUAACGAGAAAUUCUCUCUUAGUCACUCAUGGGAGUUUAAGGGUUAAUCUCCCCUCUAGAUGUUACACAUUUCCUGCUGAAUUAGUUGGAAGAAUUUAGUGUUAGAUGAUAGUAACACCUUCUAUGUGAUAAGUUUCAGUAUUCUCAUUAACUGUUAGGUGGGUAAUUUUUGGAUCUCAUAGGGAGAAAUUUCAUCUUUUAAAAUCAAUUCUGGGAGUUAAAGGGUUAAUUUGAGAGCUGUUGAUAAAAAUAAGUUUUGCUUAUUUGAUGGGGCUUGAAUAUUUGAAUUCCACUGGUUCACAAAUUGGGAUUAUGAGAGGGGAGUCUAUUUCAAAUGCACCCCAUGAUACCUUCUCAGUUACACCUUUGAUUAAGUGAAACUUGAAAUAAGCUUCACUCUUUAACCCUCAGAAAGUGAUCAACUUGUAACUUCUCUUUGCAAUUCUAAUAUGUUACCUUGCAAACAGGUGAGGAGAGUAGCAGUGAUUUCCAGCAAGAGGGUGCCAUGUUAUCAUUACACCAAAUUGUACUGUCUAAUUUACAAGGAACUGUACAGUAGGUAGUAAGGAGACUUGAGGUGGAUGACUUUAUGAUGAGGUUCUAAAGAUUUAACCCAGAGGGCACAUAUUGUACCCCAUGUUGGUGUGGUCUGAUGAACUGAAAGUCAGAAAAUAAACCUGGAUCAAAAUUAUUUAUAUCAUGCCAGUAGGUGGGCAGGAACUUGUAAUGUCAUGGUUGACUCUUGCUUGCUGUUUGUUUAGAAGUCACUCUUUUCUUUAUUGGUAGCUCAGCAUUUACGAAAGGCACACCCUAAGGCUGAAAGAUUUGGUGGUACGAAGAAAGUUCAAGGACUUAAGAGUGAUCAAAAGGAUACAGUGACAAUGAAAGGAAAUAAGGUACAAAAAGUGUCUUCAGAAGACUUGUCUUUGCUUGCAAGACUAGAUGAACUGGAAGAAAAGGAAACUAAGAAUGCUGAACUAGACCAGGUUGGGAAGGAUGAUUCUGGUGAUGAAAAAAGCAUAACCACAGGUGAACACACAAACAUACAAGGAGAUGCAAGAUGGGGACUUCAUCAUAAAGACAAAACAAAUGAAACCAAAAAGAAAGUUACUUGGGAGGUACAUGAUGUUAAGGAUGAGACUGUGGUAAACUCAACGGAUUCCACUACAAGUGAGGAUGAUGACGAGAAUCAUGAUAGUGAUGAUCUACAGACCACAAUUUCAGUCAAGUUUAGCUCUUCAUCAGAGCACUCACAAGGGCAGGUUAGUAUAAGUUUUUAUUUUACUGUGUUGAUGUUUAAAUACCUGUUAUCACUUUCACUCCAGAGAUCUAAAUUUCAAUUCUCUACAUUGAGCUGUACAUUCAUACAAUUUUAGCUCUGAGUAUUUUGUUAAAUCUGACGGUAUGCACUACCUGAUAUGUUUCUUACUUCUCAACAUCCUUCUGCCUGCAACUUUAUCGAAAUUGUAAGGGGAAAUUCGGUUUUUGUUACACAUGAAAUUGAAAGGGUUAAUAUACAGUGAUAAUGAUAAUGAUGUACAGUGUAGCUCUCCGAUUACAAGUACAGUGUAGUGCUCUAACCACACACUCAUGUUGCCUCUUGAGUUGGUAUUUGUGUAGAGAGGAAAAGAUGUAAAAAAUCUAAUUGUUCUGACCUUAUGCUGUACUGGAGUUGGUGCUUUGACUUUGAUUAAAUUAUUUUCUCAUAUCUUGCAGUCUCCAAAGGAUUCUUGUGAAGAACCUACUGUUACAAGCCCAGCAGACAUCUACUCACAGUUUGCUUCUAAAAAAGAGUUAAAAUCCAUUUUGAGAAGGCCUUCUGCUGAAGAAAAAGGCAAAAAAAACGUUGUAGAAGAGACAUCUGUUACUACACAGCAAUUUCCUUCUGAUAUUGUCAAAGACAACACGCAGAUAGCAGACUUUAACUCUCAGAAGGUUAGUUGGAUCAAUUGGAGCAGUUGGGAGGGUUUUAACUCUUUAGACUUAACAUCAUAAUGCUUAUUCUCCUUACUGUUCUCUAUACAUUUCCUAGGUUCUAACAAGGAGAAUUUGUAAAACCAUCACAAGCUUUAUUAGUUGCCAAUCAUUUCCUUUAAUUUGAUACCUUAAUUUGAUUCAAGGGAUAGAUUGUAAAGAGAAAUUAGAACCUUGUCACUCUGUGGGAUUAAAGGGUUAAACUUUUAAUGUUUUGUUGUUCAGUGGUAAAUGAGCUCAUACACUGGAAGAUUGUACAGUUGAUUCAGAAAAGGGUAGGAAUACAGCCUACAGAGUUUGUGGUACAUCUUGCAUCAGUGCAUGAUUAAAUUUUCAAAAGGUUUACUGUUAUGAAAUUUCCUUCCACUGCAAAAGGGCUGGGCAAAUUGAUGGAUCCAGUCCCUUCACACCCUCAGUGUGAAGGGACUGGAUUUACAUGUGAACCUGUGCUGCGGCAGUUAUGCAUGACACAGUUUUCACGGUACCCUCUCCACCCAAGAGUACAAAAUGGUACUGGUGAAGAAUGUGUGCAUGUGUGUGUGGGGUGGGGGGAAGGAAGGGAGGUGAAACUGGGGGAGGGGAGUGGAGGAUGUAAUUGUUAUUCCCAGUUGACUCAUUCUACACCAAGUGAAAGAAUCAUCUACGGACUCUAUGGGGUAGUUUUUACAGCUAGCACAUGUAAGUGAUGAUGCAUCUUUUGUGUACUUGCCUGGUUUAAUGAUGAUUCAAUUCCAUGCUUAUGCUGAGAACUUUGACAUGAGUUCAAGGCAGAUAUUCUUGAUUCUGAAAACCAAGCACCAGUGUUUCUAGAACCAUGGUUUUGUGAUGGAUGACUAAAGAACUAAAUCUUAAUUUUCCUCACCAAUAUGUUGGUUUGUUGAAGUGCGUGUUUUUAAGUAUGCAUUGAUACCAAAUUUCUAACUUACUUUGUUUGCCUGUACCCUGAUCAGGCAUUUACAGGGAGUAUAAUUGAAAAGCCUGCUGUGCAGAUGAUCAGACAAGAGAGUUCUCACUUGCAGGUAUGGUAAUAUUCUUCUUUUGUUAGGGAAGAAUGGGCGAAAUACUUCAGACUGUCCAAUAUAUCUCUGAAGGAGAUCAAAUAAUAACAGCAACAAUUUUUGUUACUGUCAGUUAAGUUUAAUCUACAUAUGGUUGCCAACAUGAUUUUAUAUGCAAGUCGAUUUUAUAGACUUCCACUUACUGAUAAAUUUAUAUUUACUCUUCUUUUAUGAACAGUCAGGCACAUCCCAACCUGGAAAGAAGCUUUCAAGAUUCAAAGCCACAAGACAGAAGCAACAAUAA